Molecule: messenger RNA, 2571 nt
Organism: Nelumbo nucifera (sacred lotus)
Lineage: Eukaryota; Viridiplantae; Streptophyta; Magnoliopsida; Proteales; Nelumbonaceae
Source: RefSeq, a predicted model, not a curated record
UUUAUCCUGUACAUAGCAUCCCGUUUCCAUUUUUUGGGAUUACCUGACUACGGCCUCCCUACAGUUCCUAUUACUAUGAUGGUUGUCGGAGGCCAUUAGCUUCCACUCGGGUCGAUGUUUUUUGGGAUAAUUUGUUCGAAUAGAUAGACGACACUAUUCAGUAGAUAAUGGACCCGAGUCUCAAGAGACAUAUCAGCUACGUCUUUGUCCCUUUCCUGUUCAUGUCCAUAUGCAAGCGUCUAGAGCUCAGUGUGACACCUCGUGCUCUUUCUCCAAUGCGAGUUAGCAUCACAACUUUGAACGGGGAUGACACUGAAGACCAAACAUUGGGGGUUUGUCGUGGAAAGCAUUGGCUUCUUGCAACAAGGCACAACAAUUUUCAGAUUAACGAGGUUGAAUUAAAGUUGUCAUCUACUGAAGGUUUUGUGUGAAGACCAUACAUCCGCUGUGUUCGGCAUGCCAUGCCGUUUUGUGUUGGCAUUAAUGUUCCUGAGGACGAUGACCAACAAGGCGUUGUGGAGAUGACACAUCCCGUCUCAGGCAUGGUGCGCCUCAUCCUGUGGCCUGGUGUGAUCGCGUACAUAGAUCGUAUUAGUAAAGCUCAAGUCACAGCCUAUCGCCCUGAUCUGCGCCAGUUUGGGUAUGAUAAUCUCGGUGGCCAAUUUCUACGUUCCACGGGUGAAGAUAUCUUCUAGACCCGUCAACAUUGCCUAGCCUUCCCUAGGACUUCCCGAUUUCCAAUCGUGGGAUACAUGAGGGUCCCGAGCUGCAAGUCCCAUCAAUUUGCCUACCUUUGUGCCUUGUUUGGGGGAUUAUAGAUGUUCAUGGGAUCAGAUCCCUGUCCACAUCACAUCAUGGCCUCCCCGAGGGUCAUGCCGCAGAUCAAGAGCAGAGGCCAACUAGUCCCCUGCCUAGCUUGCCGAAGGGUGAAUUCAUCGGUGUACUUUGAAAGGGGAAGCGCCUCACUGCUGAGGAAGAAACCUAGGUUGGCGAGGGUACAUCGCAUUGCUGAUCCACCUGUGCCCAUUGUGCCACGGUCCCCCACAUCAGAUGUAGCAUCAUCCAGAGUUGGGGACAAUACAGGCAUGCGUUCACAGCCUCUAGGUCGAGAGGAGGGCAGGCUAGAGCCUCCUACCCAAAUACCUGAAGCGAGGAGCGUGCCUGAUACAGAGUCGACGCAAUCAGCAAUGCCCAUUCCUGCUGAGAAGGUUACUUCCGCCCAUGUCUCAGGCGGACCUAUGAAGAAGAUGGCUCCUCGUCCUCGGAGGAGGGAGCUUGAAAAGGUUGAUCUAUCUUUUGUUCUGAAGCAUGUGGAAUCAGAAAGCCCACAGCCUGGUGUGGAGGCCCCAAAGGUCCCUUGCGAGGACGUUGUGGGUGAAAAGAUGCCCUUUGAGGUGGAUCCUUCUACCAAACCAAUAUCACCUAAUAUCAGGCGACUGGUGCGAGAAUUGCAGUCAUUGCAAGCCCCUCAGUCAGGGUUGGGAGGCUGUUGAAAGUGUUGGCAUCGAUGGCAGCACUCCAAUUGCCGUUGCACGAGAAGGAGAAACCCCUGCGGAGGUGCUAGAGGAGGUGUGUACUGAACUGGUCCCUGAGGCAGAAGCUACCCUAGAAGGCCCGUCAACCAAUGACGCAGCUAAACCGCCAGUUUCGGGGUUAUAGCAUGCUACCACUAAGAUACAGGAGCCUAUUACGGCCACGAUGCUGACUGAAGCACCGCCUGAGACAAUAGUGCCGAAAGUUCAUCGUGAUGCAAGGGUUAUGACUGUUAAUUCUGUCGAGUUCAAUGUUCCCAUUGGCCCAGGGGUCCAACUUGAAGGUGAAGCCGUGGACUUUGAAUCGGUUUCACCGUCCAAGGCACUGUCUUACGAGGAGGAACUCGCAUUGGUCCGGGGGGAGUUGAAGGAGUACCUUGUCAAAAAUGACAUCGCUCCUCUGGGUUAUGAGACCGUAGAUCCCAUCUGCAUCUAGGGUCUUCGUACAUAUGACAAGUACCCUGUAUCAUGUUCGGUGGCGAAAUUUGCAUCCAUGUUGCCCUCUGCUGCCCUUCCUUCGGUGGUUGUGGGGCCGGCUCUGAACACUAUUGCCGCAAUGAUGGAUUGCAUUAUGAACCAGCCUAGCAACGAGCUCUCAUGGUUAGAAAUUUCUCCAUGGUUGAAAACCUAUGAGUCCUCUAUCAUAGGCUUUCAAAUGGGACAGAUUAAGGAAUGGGUCAUCAUGUUGGCCCAUGUAUUCUAUAAGGCCGGUCUCAAAGGAUCGCCAUCUGUUUUUGGUCGGUCACUGAAGGAUGUGCGCCUUCGUCUUAAAGUGAUCAAGCCCAGUCUCUCAAAGGCUAUUGAGAAGCUAGAAGCCCUCAUGGAGGAGUCUCGACGCCAGAGGAAGAUAGUGCCCGAGUACGAAGCGGAGGCGAAGGAUUUGAUGGACUUCGAAGAGCGGGAACAGGGUGUAGAGAAUAUAGACAACAUGAGGAAAAAUUGGUCCGCCAUGUGAACAUCUGAAAUUAUUCAUUCUCUAAAUCAUUGGAGAUUUUGUAAGGGAAAGAAGAAAUAUAUAAUCCUUGUCUUAUGCUGGUGU